AUGAACGUUGAACAAUCAGUUUCAGAUGGUGCAUAUAUUAUCGACUGUCCUUUUUUAUUUUUUCAAGCACAUAAGAAAACUUUCUCCAACAAGUUGAACAUUGUUAUCAGGCUUGAAUGCAUAGGUGGAUCCAAUGCUUUAGGGUGGGGUCUCCCCUUGAAAUUGACAAAGGAGAAAGCAACCGGCCAACUACUUGCCUCCACUCUCAGCCUUAAACCUCCAUGUUCAAAGCAAAUUUGGAGCUUCCUCCAAAGAAGCUGUAAACAUUAUGGUCUUUUUUCAAUCAUAUACUUUAGAUCCACUUCAAAAACAAUCUUUUCUAUGGUUCAUAAUAACUCUCCUCUAGGAAUUCAAAGAUCCUCAUCUAAAAGUCAUCAUGGCAACGGAAAUUUUUCGUAAGUUGGAUAAACAAGUGGAGCAAGACAACAAGUAUGCAAAGUUCAUCUCUGUGUCAACUUUUGUGUUUCUUCCCGAACUAGUAUCUAGUUUGAUAGUUUAAUAUUUUGAAUAAUUAAUAGCAUAAUAUUUAGACUUCUUAAGCCUUUUGAGAUAUUUUGUUUUAAAUUUUAAUAAUAUUGUUGUAA
Messenger RNA from Lactuca virosa, 584 nucleotides. NCBI's taxonomy places the organism in Eukaryota, Viridiplantae, Streptophyta, Magnoliopsida, Asterales, Asteraceae. The record is from the annotation of a GenBank genome assembly.